This is a messenger RNA of Eruca vesicaria subsp. sativa (arugula), 4207 nucleotides long. The record is from the annotation of a GenBank genome assembly. NCBI's taxonomy places the organism in Eukaryota, Viridiplantae, Streptophyta, Magnoliopsida, Brassicales, Brassicaceae.
AUGGAAUUGGAGCAGCUGGAGAAGUCCGUUGAGGCGAACCCACACGACGCUUCUCUCCAAUUCCAACUCGGUUUGUAUCUGUGGAACAACGGCGGCGGAGAUUCAGAGAAAGCGGCGGCGGAGCGUUUCGUGCUGUCGGCCAAGUUAAACCCGGACAAUGCGGCUGCGUUCAAGUACUUAGGGCAUUACUACUCUCGUGUGACGCUUGAUGGGAAUCGAGCUGCUAAAUGUUACCAGAGAGCGGUGUUGCUGGACGUUAAUGACUCUGAGUCUGGAGAGGCUUUGUGUGAUUUGUUGGAUGGGCAAGGGAAAGAGAUUUUGGAAGUUGCGGUUUGUCGUGACGCUUCUGAGAAGUCUCCUAAGGCUUUUUGGGCGUUUUGUAGAUUGGGUUACAUUCAGCUUCAUCAGAAGAAGUGGUCUGAAGCUGUUCAGAGUCUUCAACAUGCUAUUAGAGGGUAUCCUACAGUGUCUGACUUGUGGGAAGCUCUGGGCCUUGCUUACCAGCGACUUGGAAUGUUUACUGCUGCUAUCAAGGCGUAUGGCCGUGCCAUUGAAUUAGAAGAGACCAAGAUUUUUGCAUUAGUGGAGAGUGCGAACAUCUUCUUGAUGCUUGGUUCAUUUAGAAAGGGUGUUGAGCUCUUUGAGCAAGCGCUGAAGAUUUCACCUCUGAAUAUUUCUGCGCUCUAUGGUCUUGCUUCUGGAUUGCUUAGUUGGUCAAAAGAAUGCAUAGAUUUGGGCGCAUUUGGAUGGGCUGCGUCGUUAUUGGAGGAUGCUCGUAAAGCUGCAAAAGCAAGCACUGAACUGGCCAGCAACAUGUCUUCUAUAUGGAAAUUGCAUGGAGAUAUCCAGCAGCUUACAUAUGCAAGAUGCUUUCCCUGGUCUGGAGGAACUGUAAACUCAGAUUUCAGUUUAAAGGCAUUUAAUGAUUCAAUCCUUUCGUGGAGAAGUAUUUGUUACUCAGCUGCACUGUCAGCCAAAUCUUCGUACCAACGAGCUCUACACUUAGCCCCUUGGCAAGCCAAUCUAUAUACUGACAUAGCCAUAGCAUGUGAUCUCGUUUCAAGUUUAAGCGAUGACUCUGAAACUCCUAGUCCUUGGAAGCUACCUGAAAAGAUGGCUCUGGGAGCGUUAUUGUUGGAAUGUGACAACUCGGAGUUCUGGGUUGCUUUGGGUUGUAUGUCUGGUAACAGUGCUUUGAAACUACAUGCUUUGAUCCGGGCAUUGCAUUUGGAUGUAUCUUUAGCCGUUGCUUGGGCUUUUAUGGGUCAGAUCUUCAGGGAAUCAGAGGAAAUGAAAUUGGCAAAGCAGGCUUUUGAUUGUGCUAGAAGCAUCGAUCCUACACUUGCACUACCUUGGGCCGGCUCAGCUGAUACUUAUGCUAGGGAGUCAACAUCAGAUGAGGCUUUUGAGAGUUGUUUACGAGCUGCGCAGAUAUCACCUCUUGCGGAGUACCAGGUUGGUUUGGCAUGGCUUGCUUUGCUGCAACGUAAUAUUUCAUCUCCGCAGAUUUUCGCUUGCAUUGACCAGGCGGUGCAGCGCACCCCUGAUUACCCUGAAUCCCAUAACCUCCAUGGGCUAGUCUGCGAGGCAAGACAAAACUAUCAUACUGCCAUUGCUUCGUACAGGCUAGCACUGGCUGCAAUGAGUGUUUGCCCCGACAAUUCAGUGAAAUCUCAUGCAGGAAAAAUAUCUAUUAACUUGGUCAGGUCACUCAGCAAGGCAGGACGAUACAAAGAAUCUGUCAAGGAAUGCGCAAAUUUAAAGUCAAAAGGUUUGCUUGAUGCUGGAGGCUUGCAGAUCUAUGCCUUCUCUCUGUGGAAGAUUGGUGAGAAUGAUUCGGCUCUCUCAGUGGUUAGGGAGCUGGCUAGUAGGAUUUCUACCAUGGAAAAAAAAUCAAUAGCUUUCCCAAUCAGCUUAAUCUGUAGUCUGCUUUAUUGCAUAUCUGGACUGGAUUCUGCUAUCACCAGCAUCCAGAAAAUGCCAAAGGAUUUCUUCCAGAGUUCGAAAAUCAGCUUUAUAGUAUCUGCCAUUCAUUCUCUUGACCAGAGUGAUAGACUUCAGUCGAUAGUUGCAAGCACUCGCAGCUAUAUAACAUCACAAGAAGAAAUAGUUGCAAUGCACUAUUUGAUAGCACUUAGCAAACUGCUGAAAACUGGAGCAGGAGAGUUCCUCGGAUUUGAGAAGGGGAUUGCCCACCUCAGAAAAGUUCUGCAUAUGUAUCCUCAUAGUAAUUUGUUAAGGAAUCUGCUUGGAUAUAUUUUGUUAGCUGGUGAAGGAACGAAAGAAGUCUGUACUGCUAGUAGAUGCUGUAUUAUAAAUGUCUCUGAGUGUGGAAGCAAGGAAGGUCUGAAGUCUGCUUUAGAGGUCCUUGGUGGAGGAUCGGUUGCUUGCAAUCUGAUUCACUCUCAAAGUGGUGUCUUAUUCUUGCAUCAAGAACCUUGGAACAGCGAUGUGAGAUACUUGCUUAUUCUGAAUCUCAUGCAGAAGGCUCGUGAACAGAGAUUUCCUAGACAACUAUGUAGUGCUAUUGAGAGUCUAAUCUCUGUGGCACUCUCUGAUGAGGUAUUUUCAAAGGAAAGCGAAUAUCAAAAGUUCCAGCUUCUGCUUUGUGCUUCUGAGAUCAGUUUGCAGAAGGGAAAUACAGCAGAGUCUAUUGACCAUGCUCGAAAAGCCUCUUCCCUUUCGCUUCCACGUAGCUACCUGUUUCUAUCACAUUUGCAGCUUUGCCGUGUCUAUGCAGCAAAAGGGAGCACCAGAAACAUGCAAGAGGAAUACAAAGCGUGUUUGGAGCUCAAGACUGACUCAAAUAUUGGUUGGAUCUGCCUGAAGCUCAUCGAAUCUCAGUUUGAUCUGGAGGCUGAUACUAACCUCUUAGAGAUGAUGAACCUACAAGAAAGUCCAAGCCAGAAGAAUAGUUCAUGGAAAGAGUGGAUGGCUGUCUACGGUCUAGCUCUUGGCUUAGUUUCUUUCGGGAAAAGAGACUUUUCCUCAGCGGAGGAGUUCCUUUCACAAGCUUGUUCGUUGAGUAACUCAGAGAGUUGUCUACUUCUCUGCCAUGGUGCUGUCUGCAUGGAGCUGGCUAGACAGACUAACGACUCGCAUUUCUUGUCACUAGCUGUAACGAGUCUUAGCAAAGUUCAAGCGAGUUCGUUGACUCCUUUGCCUAUUGUCUAUGCUUUAUUGGCUCAAGCACAUGGAAGUCUUGGCUCUAAGGAGAGAUGGAAGAAGAAUCUUCGUCUUGAAUGGUUCUGCUGGCCACCAGAGAUGAGACCUGCAGAGGUUUACUUCCAGAUGCAUUUACUUGCAAGAGAAUCAGAAGACAGACCUGAAACCGCUCCAGGGAUUGAAAACUGUCAAACCUCUGAAAAAUGGGUGCUUAGGGCGAUUCACACUAACCCUUCUUGUAUGAGAUACUGGAACGUCUUGGAUAAGCUUGUUCAACAUCCCAUUAGCAUUAGCUAAGAACCAAAACAGAGAAGAGUAGAACCGUUCUGUUUGUUCUGUUUUUUUCCCCCUGUUACAGAUGCUUUGACAUGUAAUGCUUUGUGAAUGAGAAACACACUGAAUAGUAUUCAUGGAGUUUAUUACUUGCAAAGCCAUAUAUAUUUACAGCGUCAGCAAUCAAACAAGAAAACAUAUAAAGCCACAACAACAUUGGAUGGGCUGAUACUUAACUCAUCAUCAUAAGUGCAAACUCAUCAAAACUUAAAACUCCAUCAGCAUUAAGAUCAAAAGCUUUGAUCAUAACUACACAAUCAUCAGUGGUUCUAGUCUCACCAAGAUUCAUCAGCAUCAUCUUCAAGCUUCUAGGAGUAAUGCAAUCUUCUCCCUCAGCAAUAUACAUUCUAAACGCUUCCAUGAUCUUGCUCUUCUUCUCUUCCUCUGUAAACUCAUCACCACCAUUGAAUAACUGAGCAAACUCCUCAUAAUCCAACAUCCCAUCACCGUCUAUAUCAGACAGUUUAACCGCAGCUUCAGCUUCUUCAUCAGACAGUUGCUCUCCCAAUGUCUUGAAACUCUUUUUCAACUCCUCUGCAGAGAUUCUACCGUCUCUGUUUGCAUCCAUGUAUGUGAAAACAGCCGCCAAAUCUUUGUUCUUGUCUUCACCAUUGCUCUCUGAGGAGAGUCUCUUGCAGAGUUUCAUGAAUGAUGAAGAUAACUGACGUUGAGUAGUCUUCAUGAUGACAAGUUCUCUUCUUCUUUGUAA